This is a messenger RNA of Alligator mississippiensis (American alligator), 1404 nucleotides long. It is a transcript of the gene DCTN2, whose product is annotated as dynactin subunit 2. Lineage: Eukaryota; Metazoa; Chordata; Crocodylia; Alligatoridae. The transcript has 14 exons. The record is from RefSeq and is a predicted model, not a curated record. Gene Ontology annotation, biological process: mitotic spindle organization. The coding region runs from base 77 to 1282 and encodes 401 amino acids. Gene Ontology annotation, cellular component: centrosome; dynactin complex; cytoplasm.
GCCCGGCCCGGCAGCUCCAGCCCCGCCGCGCCCGGCCCUGCCCGGCCCCCCCCGCGCGACCCCCGGCCCCGCCGCCAUGGCCGACCCCAAGUACGCCGACCUGCCCGGCAUCGCCCGCAACGAGCCGGACGUGUACGAGACCAGCGACCUGCCCGAGGACGACCAGGCCGAGUUCGACGCGGAGGAGCUGACGAGCACCAGUGUGGAGCACAUCAUCGUCAACCCCAACGCCGCCUAUGACAAGUUCAAGGACAAGCGUGUGGGCACCAAGGGGCUCGAUUUCUCCGACCGCAUUGGCCAAACCAAGCGCACAGGCUAUGAGUCGGGCGAGUACGAGAUUCUCGGGGAAGGCUUGGGCCUGAAGGAGACGCCCCAGCAGAAGUAUCAGCGUCUGCUACACGAGGUCCAGGAGCUGAGCAGCGAGGUGGAAAAGAUCCAGAGCACUGUCAAGGAGUCAGCGGCCGAGGAGAAGCUGACGCCCGUGGCCCUGGCCAAGCAGGUGGGCGCCCUCAAGCAGCAGCUGGUCUCCAGCCACCUUGAGAAGCUGCUGGGCCCGGAGGCUGCCAUCAACCUCACCGACCCUGAUGGCGCGCUGGCCAAGCGCCUGCUCAUCCAGCUGGAAGCCUCCAAGAGCGCCAAGGCAGCGGGAAAGAGCCCAGCCAAGGGAGCGCCUGCCCCUGGGAACCUGGUCACCUACGAGCUGCACUCGCGGCCUGAACAGGACAAGUUCACUCAGGCUGCCAAGGUGGCGGAGCUAGAGAAGCGGCUGAGUGAGCUGGAAGCCACUGUGCGCUGUGAGCCAGAUGCCCAGAACCCCCUGACUGUCGGGCUCCAGGGAGCUAGCCUGAUGGAGACAGUAGAAAUCCUGCAGGCCAAGGUCAGCACCUUGGACAUGGCUGCGCUGGACCAAGUGGAGGCCAGACUCCAGAGCGUCCUGGGGAAGGUGAAUGAGAUCGCCAAGCACAAGGCAGCUGUGGAGGAUGCCGACACCCAGAGCAAGGUGCACCAGCUGCAUGAAGUGGUGCAGCGCUGGGGGCCACUAGCCAGUGCCCUGCCCCAGGUGGUACAGCGCCUGUGUGCCCUCAAGGACCUGCAUGAGCAAGCCAUGCAGUUUGGGCAGCUGCUGGCACACUUGGACACUACCCAGCAGCUCAUCGCUGGCUCCCUCAAGGACAACAGUGCUCUGCUGGCCCAGGUGCAGAAGACCAUGAAGGAGAACCUGGUAGCUGUGGAGGACAACUUUGCUGGCAUUGAUGCCCGCAUCCAUCAGCUUGCCAAGUGACCCCCCCCCCCCAUAGCCACCCCUGCUGCAUGGGACACUGCCCCAGCCCCACUUUUCCUGGGAGGGAACAGACCCCUUCACCCCAUGUAUGCUGACAGCCAUUAAAACAACUGUGCUCACCA